This is a messenger RNA of Podarcis muralis (Common wall lizard), 2427 nucleotides long. RefSeq names its product somatomedin-B and thrombospondin type-1 domain-containing protein-like. The record is from RefSeq and is a predicted model, not a curated record. Lineage: Eukaryota; Metazoa; Chordata; Lepidosauria; Squamata; Lacertidae.
GUUUAACCCACAGCGCCACCCGCGUCCCUUUAGAGUGGUAUAGUAAUGCUUUAAAUGUUGUUGUUGUUUGUAUGCCACCCAUCUCUCUGGCUUGUCCCAACCCAUUCUAGGUGGCUCCCAACAGAGUAUGACAAUUGCAAUCAAACAAUAAAAACUUCCCGAAACAGGCCUGCCUUCAGAUGUCUUGCUCGGGGGUUGCAUAAAUAUGUGAUUGAGAUCAAAACUGAUAGAUAGGUCCACUCAUCUCUAGAGAGGACACACUUUUUAAACACACACACACACACACACAGAGAGAGAGAGAGAGAGAGAGAGAGGAGGAGGAGGAGAAACCAUUCAAUCAAUCUCUCUUCCCAGGGAAUGAAAGUCACGUUAAGAUCAGACUUUUGUGAUAUGGAAAGUGACGGGGAACUGAGAAGGGUGGGAUAAUUCUAGCUUUGUUGCAGCAUCAUUAUAUUUCAAUUUACCAGUCGCUUUUUUCUUGCCACGGCAACUCACAGUGACUUCCAAAAAAAGAAAGCAAAACCCCCACAUACAUACAUUAAAACUGAGACGAUAAUAACGCAACAGCAUCGCAACUUCCCCGCAACCAAAUUGGAAAGAAUGCUAAUUAAUUACCCAACGUCACCUCAUCUCCCUGCAAAGAAGAAGAGUCAAUAAGCAGUUUGUCUGGAAUAUGCAUAUAUAUAAGUCACCAUGAGGGUCUUUUGCCUUUUUUAAACAAAUAUUUCCAGAUUCUCAGAGAAUCUGGCUUUAAGACCCAGGAGAAACUUUUACACAUGAACUGAAAGGAGGGGAAUAACUUUUUUUGGAAGGGGGUGGUGGUGGUGCUAAAUGUCCAGCCAAUCCCCUUGUGUGCAUUGGGAACAACACCCGUUCGAUGUUGUUUCUUGUAUAAAAGGCCACCACCAGUUCGAAGCCCAGUUGAGCGGUGACAGCUUUUGCUGCCAGCCGUCCAUGAAAGGGGCGAAAGCCAAAGAGCCUUCUCUUCAAGCAGCAAAAAUCUCUCCAGCGACCCAGAUGCCAAUGCUCAGUCACUGAGGACCGCUUGCCAGCGCCGCCGGUCUCUUAAAUAAGAGGCGUCUUUCCUUCCUCUCGCACGCCGUCAGCCGGGUAGAUGAGAAGUUCGAGGCUUCCACCCAGUCGCUUCUGUCGUGGGACAUCAUGCUGUUUUAAUCCUUUGCCUGGGGAGCCUAUUCCCUCCGUGGAGGGCCUGGCUUUGGAGCGGGAGCGAGUGCGAAAGAGAGAGAAACCGGGUGAAACGCCUGGAGAGCUGUUGAAGGCCGUCCGGUCUGACUUGUGGUGACGAAAGGUCGUCCACACUCGGCGAUUCCUAGCAGCUGGUUUCGUAGGGCAGGCAAGCCAUGAGGGAACCGGGAACCGGUGUGGGGUACCAGCUAGUCUUCUGCAUGUGGCUUCUGGUGCACGGCCUCACCGAGGGUGGAUGUGGCGACCGAGAGGCCCACAAAUGCUGCCCGGGCCGGAAUAACGAUUGCUCCGAUUUUUCUCUGAGGAAAACACCGUGUUACUGUGACACCUACUGCGAGAAAACUGGGGAUUGCUGCGAAGAUUAUCACUCCGCCUGCCAGAUCUCGGCAGCUGUUGACUGUGUGGUCGGCCCUUGGGGUCCCUGGAGCGAAUGCAAUGCUCUUUGCGGUACGGGCAGCAAAGACCGGACUCGCCAGGUCACCGUGCCGCCUCGGAACGGAGGAACCCCCUGCCCAGACCUGAAGCAGAGACGGGGGUGCCUUGGGGAGAACUCGGCCUGCGAUGCAGCCAAAGAGGUGGCUAAGAUCCUGCCCGAUUCUUUUAAAAGGGAUUUUAAGGACCCCUGGAGAAGACCUCACAUGUUAACGAGGGAGAAGCUGCCAAGUUACUGCAUCUACUUCCGCCUGACGCAGGUGAGCCCUGCCUGCCGCCUGCACUUCUGGAGCAGGCCGCUGGCGAGAGAGCGUCGUGUCUGCAUCGAAUGCCAAGGGAAUGCCGUGGGCAGCAAGAAGCGGUGCCAAGGGGACGGUCUGCAGGGAGCCAGAACAUUCUGGACUGCGGCGUCCAUUGCUGGCUGCCAAGGAUCUUGGGUACAGGAGUCUCUACAGGAGAAAUGUGUGUGCCCUCAACUCUCCUUUAUCUUCAUAUGACGUUGUGUCGAGCUGAGUGGCAAUCUUAAGAAAGAGAGGAAAGACCAAACAUCAGCCGCAACUGUUUUGGGGUGUUUUCUUUUGGUAAAGAAGAGAGCUGAAGGAGUCAAUGGCAACCCUCAAGCUACAUUUUGCCAAUCAUUAUGCACUCAUUGUUUCCACUUGUUUUAUACUGGACACCUGACCGUGUAUUGUUUCCAAGCACAAGAACGUCUGAUUCAAUCUCCCUUUGUUAAAAAAAAGGAAAAAAGAACUGCAUAUACAUAUAUACAUUAAAUACCUCUGAAAAAGG